AUUUGAGAUGAUCAAAGUGAUAUUGGGGAGGAAAGAAAAGACUUGGUCUUCCAUGAUCGAGUAGAGUGAGUGUAAGUAAUUUUAAAGAGGAAAGAUGGGUAAAGAUUCUCCAUCGUUGAGGUCGUUGGAGUGGAGCGGGAUGCCCUUUCAAUACCUUUAAUGGGGAAGCUUCCCAAAAUGCAGACAAAAGUGCAGUGAAGGGUGCUGUGAUUGCAAUUUACGUGUCAAGCUCAGAUAUGAGUCACGUACUCUACAGAGCUUCCACGUCUCGUGCUGUUUGCGUGUUGGCGAAACAGAGAGGGCCGCCGGAGCGCCGCCGCUUACUCAGAAAACCGUCUUAGAUCAUCCAUUUCCCUUCUCUGCUUAAAGCAUCGAUCUCUCUUCUUCUUACAAUCAUGUCUUCUUUUAAAACUGAGAUAAGCACAUCUCCAGAGCACCCUGAAACUAAUUGCAGCAGUGCUUCAAGCCCAUCUCGACCCUCCCACGGUUUAAUGAAAGAUAUAUAUCUAUGGAGGAAAAAGAAGAUGAGCGCAACAAUCUUAGCUGUUUCAACAGCUACAUGGGUAAUGCUGGAAGUUUAUGGAUUCAACUUCAUUCCAGUAGUUUGUUGGGUGGCCAUGUUCAUUGUCACGUCUGUAUUCCUUUGGGGAAACCUGGCCAAGCUCUUCCAUAAAGAUCUGCCGGCGGCCAUGUCUGUAUGGGAAAUUUCAGAGCAAUUCACAAUGGAUUCACAGAAAGUCGUCCGGGUAUUCACGGAAGAAGGGAUACUCUGGAUGUUUAGGGUGGGUACAGAGGAUAAAUGGUUCGGCUUUGUUGGAAUAGUUGUUGGCUUGUGGCUCCUCUCCAUCGUCGCUGGCUUGUUGAGUUUCCUUUCUCUGUCAUACAUUGGAUUAGUGAUCUGCAUGACUGUUCCGUUCAUCUGUUUCAAGUACAAUGAUGAGAUAAAGGAGUUCAGGGUUCGAAUGAAGGAACAGUGGAGGAGAUGGUACAGAAAGGUGGUGGAGGAUAGGUUUCACAGAAAGACCGAGUCUAUGCACAAGGCUGCUGAAGAUGAAGCAAAGAACAAGGUUGCUGAAGAUGAAGUGAAUAAGGUCGAGUAGCUCUUUUCCUUAAAGGAGAAAAGCUUGGUUGGUCCCUGAGCUGUGCGGUCAUGGUUGUUGUCCUUACCAUUCUUGUUAAAAUUAAGAGUAAAUGGUCGACUACAGGUCGAGUGUGUAUCAUUUCAGUGUGUUACUGUGUACCGUAGAGUGCUUUGCAUGGCUUGCCACUUCCAUGGCGGCAUGGAUUCUAAUAAAGCCUCACUUGCUCUGCUUAGCAAAAA
This is a messenger RNA of Macadamia integrifolia, 1321 nucleotides long. Its product is annotated as reticulon-like protein B13. The transcript is spliced from 4 exons. NCBI's taxonomy places the organism in Eukaryota, Viridiplantae, Streptophyta, Magnoliopsida, Proteales, Proteaceae. The coding region runs from base 396 to 1100 and encodes 234 amino acids. The record is from RefSeq and is a predicted model, not a curated record.